Cylindrotheca closterium is the source of this 3630-nucleotide messenger RNA. Lineage: Eukaryota; Bacillariophyta; Bacillariophyceae; Bacillariales; Bacillariaceae. The record is from the annotation of a GenBank genome assembly.
AUGGUGCUCACAAGUCUCAGCCUGGAUUAUGUGGUUUCAGAUGAAAAGCACUACGGCCCCUUUGUGUGUGGUAUUUGCAAAGGAUUGUGCUCUCUUGAUGUGGUUAUCACCCCCACUGAUAGCUUGUACUGCCGCGAUUGUCUGAAGAAUUAUUUGCAAAAGACAAUCUCGCAGGAUGGCAGAGCCUUAGAUCCAGUAUCCAAAGAGGAUCUUAAGGAAGCAGACGAGAACGACACAAUUAUGGUUGUGGAAAAUAUCCCAAUACGUGCCAAAAGUUUGAAAAUUUCUCAGUCUCUCGCGUACAUCCUGCUGAUGAAUGUACAAGUGAAAGGCACACCAAAGGGAUCGAAACAAGAGUGGAUUGGAGACUACAAGGAUUAUCAUAAGCAACUGAAUGGUAUCCUCGACCCUUCACCUGCUCCAUCCGCGCCCAAACAACAGCCAGCCAGAGGUACUUCCGUGGAGAGACCCAGCGUCUACGAGGACGACAUGUCAAAAACUGGAACCACAGUUCGAGGAGAACCUACCGCAGCACAUCACUUGCGAUCUAUGCCUCAGCAUGCAGACGCUGGUUCUGUCAACCUACCUGACAUUGAACGCGCUAUGUCGCGAUGUGAUAAGCUUAAGAAACAAGCAAAUGCCAAGUUCAACCGUGGCGAUAUCGAAGGGGCUCGUAUGUUGUACAGCGAAGGGCUGGCUCUUAUUUCAGUCCUCCCGGUUUCGAACGAUACCGUUCGCAUGAUGAUGGCAUCCUUGUAUUCCAAUCGCGCGGUAACCUUCUUUCGAGAGAGGAUAUUGCCUCAAAGUCUGGAAGAUUGCAACAAGAGUCUAGAGCUUGACAGAAAUGCUGAGAAAACUUACAUAAGAAAGUGGCGAACUCUUUCUGCAAUGGAAGAAAGAGAUGAGGGCAUUGCUUGUUUGCAUGCUGGUAUUGAGAGGCUUCCUGACUCUCAUAAGCUUCAAGACGAGCUUCGCAAGGCAAUGGCACCAGGGUCCUCAAUGUCCAAAAUGGACCAUAAAAACAAUGAUGAUUUCUCAGUUUCUGAAAUGACAAAGAUGACUACCCCAGUUGGUGGAUACGAUCUGCCAAAUCUCGGCGGAGGAGAGCCAAGUCCAGCUGCAAUUGAAAGAUCGGACAGGUUGAAGAAGCAAGCGAACGCGAAAUUUAACAAGGGCGAAAUCGAAUCAGCGCGUCAACUCUACUCAGAUGCAAUUGGAUGCAUACCUCCUGGUGGCAAAUACAGCCACGAAGUCAAGACAUCGCUUUCAAUGCUGUACUCAAAUCGUGCUGUUACCUUCUUCCGCGACAAGAUGUACUCAGAAUCGCUGUCCGACUGCGAAAAGGCGAUUGACUUUGAUCCUACUGCUGAAAAGGGCUACAUCCGCAAGGCUCGUGCUCUGAUUGGACUUGAACGAAUGCAAGAAGCAUUUGACUCUUUGCAAGACGGUAGCACGAAGCUUCCAAAUUCGAAGAAGAUUGCCGAAGAGUUGCGCAAGAGCGAGUUCGAUGGUAUGACUCCAAGUGCUCCCGAACCAAAGCCGAUGCCUGCGCAGAAGCGUUUUUCGAAUGAUUACGACCGCCCCACUUCACAAGGUGAACUCGAUAGUUCGGCCGGAAGCUUCAACUAUUUCGUCUCACCUGGCACAUCAAAGACAGCAGCACAGAAGAUAAAAAAAGGUGGUGCCGACGAGGACUUCUCGUACGAAUUGGAGCUUUCUGACAAAUUGAAGAGGAACGCUAAUGCAAAGUUCAAUAGAGGCGAUAUAACUGGCGCUCGUUUGCUUUAUACUGAAGCGCUGGGCUGCCUUCCAGAUGACACUGCCAAUGAAAAGGUGCGAUCAACCUUGGCAGCACUGUACGCCAACAGAGCAGUCACAUUCUUUCGAGAAAAGGAAUUUGGACCCAGUACUUGGGAUUGUGACAAGGCGAUUGAACUUGAUCCGAAAUCUGAGAAGUCCUACAUUCGAAAAUCUCGAGCUCUCGCCGCGCUUUCACGGUAUGACGAUGCAAUUGACUGCCUCGAAAAGGGUCUCGAGGUCCUACCUGCAUCGACAAGAUUGAGAGAGGAAUUGUCGAAAUGUGUAGAGAAUGGUGACGGGGCUCACGAAUCCAGGAUGGAGCUGUCAGUCACAAGUGGCAUCGACUAUAUGUCAGUAAGUUCGAUGGGGAACAACACCACUGGAUUUUUGCUCACUCCAAAGGAUGCUAGAUCAGUCUUGGGAAGUGUGGCAGAAGGAUCAACAUUGGAAGUUCCAUUCAGUGGGGACGAAGACGUUGAGCGAGCCGAGAAGCUCAAGAAACAAGCGAAUGCUAAACUUAACAAGGGGGAUGUUGCAGGUGCUCGCCAAUUGUAUGGCCAAGGAUUGGAAUACUUGCCAAAGAACCCUGAUAACCGUGAUACACGCGAGUUGGCCGCGAGUCUGUAUGCCAACAGAGCCGUCACGUUCUUCCGUGAAAAGAAAUUCGCUGCGACCGUCCUAGAUUGCGAUAAGUCGCUGGAAUUGGACGGAAAGCACGAAAAGUCAUACAUUCGAAAGUGGAGAGCUCUCAUGGCACUGGGAAGUUUCCACGAUGCAUUCAAGUGCUUGGAAGACGCUCUCGUUGCGAUUCCUGGUUCGAAACGACUCGAAGAGGAACUCGAAGCAGCAACCGAGCAAAGAGAUCUACUCAAUAACGCGAACGAGCUCAUUGAAAAUGGAGACUACGAAGGGGCCAGAGAAGCUAUGCUUCCUAUUGUCAAUAGUACUGACAACGUUAGUCUAUGGCUGGCAGCGGCUAGAGCUGAUGCCUAUCUGGGUAUCACAGAUUCGGCUAUGGAACGUGUGAACAAAGUACUCAUGUUCAAUCCAAAUCAUUUGGAAGGUUUGCAGGUUCGCGGUUAUGCCCUGUUCCUAUCUGGUGAAAUGGAGCAAGGAAUGUCAAUUCUCAAGGAAUCUCUUGAAGUUGAUAUUGACAAUACUGAAGUUUCUACUUUGCUACAAAAUUGUCAGAAGAUUUACUCCAACUUUAGCAAGGGUCAAGCUCGUGUGAAGCGUGGUCGUUACAGAGAAGCUGUCGAUCUCUUCACCACGGCAUUAGAAAGUUCGGAUACAAUUCCGAUUGACGCGCCAUUGUACAGCCUUAUGUUGACUGAACGCGCUGAGGCAAGUCUAUUAAACCAUGAUUACGAGGAUGCAUUGGAGGACUGCGCAGAAGCAAUCGACUUGAAGCAAGACAAUGUGACCGCAUGGACAGUCAAGGUCGAGGUUUACUUCGCUCAAGGGAGAUUACAAGAUGCAAGGGAUGAACUGGCUGAAGCCCGCAAGAGCUGGGGUGCAGGAAACGACACCAUUGAAGAUGCUUACAAGAAGACCGAUUUCGAGUUGCGUCUUCAGAGAGCCGACGAUGAUCUGAGGAAGAUUGCAGCUGCAGUGGACACGGGUGAGAUCCCAGACAUACCUGAUGGCGAGCCGCUUCAUUUCAAUAUGGAAAACAUUCCGAAAUCUUCAGCAAAGCCCAAGAAAAGGGAAAAGAGCGUGGAGAGAAGGGAAAAGAGCAGCAAGAAAUCUUCGAGUGAUAGAAAGGAGCACAAGCGAAAGAAGCGAUCAAGUUCUUCAGGCCGGCGGACGAAGUCCACUGACAAACAAUAA